AUGUCCGCCUCAGCCGCUGCUGCGCCAGCUGCGGGUCCCUCCCGAACCCUUCCUAUCAAUCUCUUCACGCACCACUCUCCCGACUCCAUCCCUUCCUCGACCUACCUCCUCCCGGCCUCAUGGCGCCGCUUCCAGCUCUCUGAGCUGAUCAACAAGGUCUUGCGCACGGAUGCGGAAGUGGAGGCAAAGCCGGUCCCAUUCGAAUUUGUCAUCGAUGGAGAAGUCCUGCGGGGCAGUCUAGAGGCGUGGGUAAAGAAGUACAGACAGGGGGAUGAGGAACGGGUGGUGGAUGUGGAAUAUAGGCGGACAUUGCGGGUCCCGCAGGAGGUGGCGAGGCGGGAAGUGGAGGACUGGGUCAGCGGCUUGAGUCUGGCACGACCCGGCUACAUUCUGUUGUCGUCUUACCUCUCCCAUUUGCAGCUCAUCCCCCUCGCCUCGUUCACCUCGCCCGCUCAGCCGCUCACUCUCAACCUCCCUUCUCUUCUCGGAGCCACGUGCUGCACCUACCUCUCGCCCUCAUCAGUGUUAUCCAACGUUCGCGUCGCCGCGGGUGGCGUCGACCGCCUCGUCCACAUCUUCGAGAUCCCAUCUCUCGACCCCUCAGCCCCGUCCACUUCCGCACGCGAGGUAUACUCCCUACACGGUCAUACCGGACCCAUCUCAUCCGUCAUCUCGGGCCGUGAAGGCAAAGACGUCGUCUCAGGAGCAUGGGACGGCGCCGUCAACCUUUACGUCCUCCCCGAAUUCGAACCUACCGAGCAUCAAUUGGAGGCUAACCCAUCUACGUUCCUCCCGGGCCAGAAGAAACGGCGGAAGGCGAAUCCGAGUGGCGUGAGCAUAGUGGAGGGUCUGAAUGAUGGGGAUGUGGGAGAGGGAGGAUGGAGGAGGGGACCGGAUACGGUCUUCAGGGGGCAUAACGGCCGAGUGGGUGCGCUGGUAUGGGAUAAGAGAGAUAAGGAGAAGGUGUGGAGUGCGGGUUGGGACGGGAGCGUCAGGGGUUGGGACUUGGAGAUGGGCCAGGAGGGAGUUGUCAGGCAAGGACCGAUGGACAAAUCAAUACUGUGCAUGGAUCAGUGGGCUUCAACGGGUACGCUGGCGACGGGUGCGAUGGACAGGACGAUCUGUCUUUGGGAUACAAGAGAGGCCACAUCGCUCAUCUCCUUGACUAUCCCGACCGCCUCUCCUGUCCCUUCCUUGACCUGUCAUCCAACCUCCCAGUUCACCCUCGCCGCCGCCACCUACUCGGGCCAUAUCCAAAUCUGGGAUGUCCGAUCACCCAAACAUGCCAUCUUUUCGGUAUCGAAGGCGGCAACGCCGGCAGCUGGAGCGGGAGGGAAGAAGAGGGAGGUGACGAAGAAUGGAAAGGUGUUGGGCGAGAGACUAUUAGCGUUGGACUGGGAUGGCGAGAGGGUCGUAGCGGGAGGGGAGGAUGGAGAAGUGGGACUUUGGGAUGCGCGGGGGGAGUAA
This is a messenger RNA of Dioszegia hungarica, 1467 nucleotides long. Its product is annotated as putative chromosome organization and biogenesis-related protein. NCBI's taxonomy places the organism in Eukaryota, Fungi, Basidiomycota, Tremellomycetes, Tremellales, Bulleribasidiaceae. Gene Ontology annotation, cellular component: preribosome, large subunit precursor. The transcript is spliced from 4 exons. The record is from RefSeq and is a predicted model, not a curated record. Gene Ontology annotation, molecular function: protein binding. The coding region runs from base 1 to 1467 and encodes 488 amino acids.